ACAUGGUCGCUUUUGUUUAAUUUUUCUUCCCUAUUGACAUUUAUUAAAUAUUUUGUCGGAUUAUAAUGUAACAUUUGGUGGUCGAGGAAGCCGAUUAUUUUACAACAUUAAAUAAUACAACAAAUUGGCAAAUGUGGUUUUUAUAAAUUCCCUUUAGUAAGUAAUAGGGAAAGGGACUUCCGCUUACAACUUCCAGCAUUGCAACGAAAGCUAUAUUCUCUAUAUAGAAAAUUUCUGGCAUCGGGGAAAGAAAAUAAAAAAGCGAUUUCUUUAAUAAAAUUCCAAUCAAAUGGGAGUCCUGGAAAAAAUCUUGCACAUACGGAACGUUUCCCCCGCCAUAAUCAAUUCCAAUUGUAUUUUAAGGAGGACAAUCAAAAAGCCUGCAUCGCAAACCAGACUUGCCGAAGUGGGACGCUUGGAGCCAACAAAAUUAGACAGUAAAUAUGAAACUGGUCAAUUGUUCCUGCAUCGUAUCUUCGGCUAUCGCGGCGUAGUAUUGUUUCCGUGGACUGCAAGGGUCUAUGAUCGAGAUGUCCACAGUACAAACAAGCCAAAGUCUGUGGCUCCACAAACAACUUCAUCUAAUUCAGGUACUAGCAGCGGUGCGACGAAAGGAAAACCAUCCUCCACUGAAUCUUCAAAUAAUUUGGGAUCUACAACUACGGUAAAGGGUUCACUUGAGGAUGCUCAGGCUCCAGCAAAAUCCCCUUCAGCAGACAAUUCGAAUACGAAAAACGCUAGUUCGUCAAGUGGAGGAGAAGCAGGCGAAUCAAAUACCAAAGAAGUUAAGGGAAAAGUCCACACGUUUUAUCAAGUUCUAAUAGAUUCAAGGGAUUGCCCGUAUAUUCGCGCCCAAACAGAAGCUGUUACCUUUUUGGGUAAUCAAGAUUCAAAUCGAAGUCUUUAUGCAAUUCCCGGUUUGGAUUAUGUAUCUCAUGACGACAUCAUGCCCUAUUCAACGGGAGAGAAGAUGCCUUUGCAACAUGAACUAUUUGAAAAAUUCCUAUCGUAUUCCGCUGAUAGGGACCCACCCUUCGAAGCAAAAGAUACAUUGAAAACGUGGCAGGAAAAAAAUCAUCAGUGGCUGGAAUUAAGUGAUGUUCAUAAGGAGACCACGGAAAAUAUACGUGUAACUGUGAUACCAUUCUACAUGGGCUGUCGAGAGACUCCAGCCUCUUCUGUAUAUUGGUGGCGGUACUCCAUACGCUUGGAAAACCUGGGAUCCCUUACAGUUCAAUUGCGAGAACGACACUGGCGUAUAUUUUCACUCUCAGGAACUUUGGAGACAGUACGUGGGCGCGGAGUUGUUGGCCAAGAGCCCAUAUUAAGCCCCCGAUUGCCGGCUUUUCAGUACAGCAGUCACGUCAGUCUCCAAGCACCUAGCGGCCAUAUGUGGGGAACUUUCCGUUUGGAGCGCGAGGAUGGUCACAUGUUUGACUGUAAAAUUCCCCCAUUCUCCCUGGAAAGUAAACCUGAGGAAACCUCCUCCCCUGGCCAAACGAAAAAUACAGACGAAUAGUUUUAUAUGAGACAAGUAGUUAUAUGGGCUUAACGUAUAUUUUUUGAUAAAGGCGGUAAAUUCAGUGUAGAGGAGAUAUUGACAAUGCUUUAAUAAAUAUGUAGCAUAAUUUAUGAACUCAACACAAUAAGUAGGUAAUGAUAAUUUUAAAAUUGUAAAUUAAUAAAAAUUAACGUUUAAACAUA
Stomoxys calcitrans (stable fly) is the source of this 1704-nucleotide messenger RNA. It is a transcript of the gene POLDIP2, whose product is annotated as polymerase delta-interacting protein 2. The transcript is spliced from 5 exons. Gene Ontology annotation, biological process: error-free translesion synthesis. Bases 290 to 1519 code for a protein of 409 amino acids. NCBI's taxonomy places the organism in Eukaryota, Metazoa, Arthropoda, Insecta, Diptera, Muscidae. The record is from RefSeq and is a predicted model, not a curated record. Gene Ontology annotation, molecular function: DNA binding. Gene Ontology annotation, cellular component: nucleus; mitochondrial nucleoid.